Molecule: messenger RNA, 760 nt
Organism: Moneuplotes crassus
Lineage: Eukaryota; Ciliophora; Spirotrichea; Euplotida; Euplotidae
Source: the annotation of a GenBank genome assembly
CUUUCAUAUCAGAAUUAAUAGCUUUAAUAGAAAAAGCAAAUGAAGCAGAUGAAUCCCUUUUUGGAGCAAUUGAUUUUUCAAAACCACAGAAAGAGUAUCAGCCAUGGACUCAGAAGAUAUCAGAACCAGAGCCUGAACGUAGAAACUUGAGUGCAGCUUCUACUAAUAUUGUAUUAGAAAAAGUUAUUGGGCAGGAUAUCUCUCCUAUUUCUAUGGUCCAAGAGAAUACUUCGAGGGAUAAAUGAAUCACUCAGAAAGUUAAUAAAAGAAAAAUAAGACCUUCGUUGACUCGGGGAGUUCCAAAUAAGUUUGAGCCUCUACAAAUGGGAGUCUCUAAAGACUGGAAGAGAUGGGGAAAGAAAGAAGACAAGACCCUUUUCUAUGCAAUUAGGCAACUAGAAAAACAAGGUGUCCUAAAACUGGAUGAUCUGUUUGACAUCGAACCCAGAGAUGCUAGGUAUAAUAUCAUCCUCAGGUACUUAAGGAAUGAACUUGGUUGGAAAUCUGUGUUUAAAGACUUAGUAAAGAGGAUUAAAACAAGAAUAUCUGAUAGUUUCUCACACAGAGAGAUUAAACAGCUCAAGAAUAUCAUAAAGAAGGAGUAUAACUACAGAAAUCUCGAUUACGAGAAGAUCCUAUAUGACUUCCCUGGUAAAAGCCUGGCUAGAGUGACUGAAGUGGCAGAUCUUAUUGUAAGAAGUAAAACUGCAAAAAAACUAACCGAGAUUGAUGCUAAUAUUUUUCAAUAAUUUAAGCUAAA